Molecule: messenger RNA, 1249 nt
Organism: Stomoxys calcitrans (stable fly)
Lineage: Eukaryota; Metazoa; Arthropoda; Insecta; Diptera; Muscidae
Product: lipase 3
Exons: 3
Coding region: 1-1239 (412 amino acids)
Biological process (GO): lipid metabolic process
Molecular function (GO): hydrolase activity, acting on ester bonds
Source: RefSeq, a predicted model, not a curated record
AUGCAGUCACGCUUUGUUCUCAAAACUAUUUUCUUGUUCAGUUUAAAUAUAAUCUCGGCAAUUGACACUUGCGAUGGAAUCACUCAACAUGGUUAUCCAUGUCAAACACAUCAACUGACUACUACGGAUGGUUAUAUUUUGACCGUGUUUCGCAUUCCUUAUUCCCAUCGUGGCAAAACGCGCAACAAUGUAACCACCGCCAGUAGACCUCCUGUUCUACUCAUGAAUUGUGUGCAGUGCUCCUCGGAUAUAUGGGUGCUUCUUGGCCCACAUAAUGGUCUGCCAUUUAUGUUGGCCAAUUUCGGUUAUGAUGUGUGGUUGGCCAAUGCCCGGGGCAAUGUAUAUUCCGAAAAACAUAUAAAAUUCGAGCCUUCCUCGACUGCGUUUUGGGAGUUUUCAUUGGAUGAAAUCGGUAACAUUGAUGUGCCUGCGACAAUCGAUUACAUAUUAGCAGCAACCAACUCGCAGAGUCUUCAUUAUGUGGGCUUCUCAAUGGGUGUCACAGCCUUUGUGAUGGCCCUUGCCAGCCAUCCCAGUUAUAAUCAAAAGAUACGUACCUCUCAUCUGCUCGCGCCCGUUGUGUUUUUUUGCCACGCCAGAGGACCGUUGCCCACACUGGGCGUACCUUUGUUGGGAAACAAUAAUCCCUUGUCUGUACGCCUGGGUACCCUACCACUACACCAAUUGGUCUUCCUGUUUCGAGAAGUGGCGAGCAGGAUUUGCCUGCUACCCGAUUAUCAGAGUGUGUGUAUACAACUUUUGAACUUUUUUGUGGGCUGGGAUUCUCCUUACCUGAAUAGAAACUUGCUGCCGGAAAUUUUGGCGACCACUCCAGCUGGUGGUUCUAUUCGGCAAUAUCACCAUUAUCUGCAGUUGGCUGCCUCCUGUGGCUUUCGCGCCUUUGACUUUGGCUUAGAGAGGAAUUUGCGAAAAUAUGGCAAACCAAAACCACCUGCCUACAACCUAACAAAUGUUCAUCCCAAAACUCCUAUGGAAAUGUACUUUAGUGACAAUGAUUUUCUGGCAGAUACUCAAGAUCUCUAUCGGCUUUCUGAAAUAUUUGGUAAAAAAGCCUCAUGGAAUCGUGUGAAAUACAUGAAAUUCAAUCACUUUGAUUUUGCCUUGGCCUAUAAUCUUAAGGAGUGCAUCUAUGACUGUGUUGUGCAUAGAAUGCAGCGAUAUGAGGGUCGCGAUUUCAACUUAGACUUGUGCAAAUGUUUUCGUAAUAAACCUUUUUGAGAUAAUGCGA